Messenger RNA from Talaromyces atroroseus, 7077 nucleotides. RefSeq lists its product as hypothetical. The coding region runs from base 1 to 7077 and encodes 2358 amino acids. The record is from RefSeq and is a predicted model, not a curated record. Lineage: Eukaryota; Fungi; Ascomycota; Eurotiomycetes; Eurotiales; Trichocomaceae. Gene Ontology annotation, cellular component: cytoplasm. Gene Ontology annotation, molecular function: oxidoreductase activity; phosphopantetheine binding. Gene Ontology annotation, biological process: amino acid activation for nonribosomal peptide biosynthetic process; secondary metabolite biosynthetic process. The transcript is spliced from 4 exons.
AUGGCGAACGCUGCUGACGCUCUCAUCAUUGGUGGUGGCCCCGCUGGGUUGACAGCUGCGCUCACGCUCGCUCGUCAACAACAGACCUCCUUUAUUUUCGACGCCGGGACAUAUAGAAAUGACCCAGCCGAUUUCAUGCACCUGAUUCCGGGAUUUGACCAUGUCAAGCCUUCAGACUUCCGUAGCAAGGCAAACGACAAUCUUGCUGCCAAUUAUCCAGAGCAGAUCGCCAUUCAUCGGACCACCGUUGUCAAAGUCCAGAAAGACGCCUCGACCAGUGAAAUCACUCUCACGGACCAUAGUGGCACGCUCUGGACAGGGAAGAAGCUUAUUCUGGCAGUUGGAGUUGAGGAUAUCUUCCCUGCCAUCGACGGCUAUGCCGAAUGCUGGGGGAAGGGGAUAUUCCACUGCCUGUUCUGCAAAGGCUUUGAAGAGCGAGGAUGCAACUCCGCUGGGGUACUCGCCAUCGGCGGACUGUCCAAAGCCCCGUUGGCUUUGCACGUCGCUCGACAAGCCGCUGCGCUCAGUCGCAAUGUCACCAUCUACACGAAUGGCGGUGAGGAUGUUGCCAGAGACGUAAGUGCAGGAAUAGGCACUACAGCGGUCAUGACGGUGGAUGAUCGCAAGAUAGUGCGAUUGGAGAAACAGCCGGACAAGUCAGCAGCAGCUGUACGCCUGAUAUUCGAGGACGGAAGUGAGAAACUGGAGGGGUUUUUGGCUCACACUCCUCAAACAAAGCCUCGUGGGCCUUUCGUCGAGCAGCUUGGAUUGGAGCAGACUCCCAGUUGCGACAUCAAAGCAGGGCCUCCCUUCUUCGAGACAAGCGUCAAGGGGGUCUUUGCGGCUGGGGAUAGCUGUGGCAUGAUGAAAAAUAUAUGUGCCGAAGAUACUACCCGUAUACUCCCUCAAAUACACCGUACCGCGCCGCCCGUCCUUUCUACAACGCCCCCGGUCGUCGAAAUGCUUGCAAAAUCAACCAUGUCAGCUUCCAAGGAAUCCCACGAGAGCGGAAUGCACUCCCUCUUUGCCAUGAUCUGUAGCCAUUCCCGCGAUAGGCCGGAAUCAAUCGCUUGUUCACAAGGCGAACGGUCGAUGACCUAUAGAGAGUUGGAGACGGCUUCUCUAUCCUUGGCCGCCUUUUUCCACGCUCGUGGCGUACAAGGUGGCCAUACAGUUCCCAUCUGUUUGUCCAGGACUCUAGAGAGCGUGGCCUCAGUGAUUGCACUGCUAAGGCUGGGGGCAUGCUUUGUGCCUAUCGACGCCGAAUCGUGGAGCCAGGCAAGAGUCGAUUCGGUACUGCAGGUUGUUGAGCCCAAACUCGUCAUCGUUUCUCAUUCGACGAAGCUCAACCUGGACAAAGUCCCCCAAAUCACGGCACACGAGGUACAGCGCGUCUACAACGGCGACAUUGCAGAGUUUGGUUUCAGUUCGGUCGAUAUCCUUGUAGAUGGUAGCCGGAGCGUGGAAGAGCCGGUAUACAUAAUCUUCACCUCUGGCACAACCGGCAUUCCCAAAGGAGUGAUUAUUCCUCGACGGUGUGUCGAGUAUUAUGUUCGGCAAGAGAGCAGCCAGGGAAUGCCCUUCAACCUGGGCCUCUGCCCGGAGGAUACCGUGUUGCUCUUGUUCUCACUUGCAUUUGACGCGGCCUGGGGCGUUUUUUUCAGUACUCUGUGUAAAGGCGCACACCUUGUUCUCUCAGAGCCUGAAAAUGUUCUCCAAAAUGCAACAAAAUGCACCAUACUGCCAGCAACACCAUCGCUUUUAGGAACCCUCGGCAGUCCCGAAGCGUAUAACAAUAUUAAGUCCAUCUUCCUAGGUGGCGAGUCACCAAGUCCAGGGCUAUUGCAGAAGUGGUGGCGUCCACAACGACGAAUCUUCAACUGCUACGGCCCAACUGAGGCAACAAUUUGUACAAGCAUGGCGGAGCUGAAACCCAGCGUCCCAAUUACACUGGGGCACCCAAUCCCCGGCACGGAGCUCCUAAUUUUGAACGACCUCUUGGAAGAAUCGACCGAAGGAGAGCUGUACAUCAGUGGACCUUGCCUUGCCUCCGGGUACUUCAAGAACCACAAGCUAACCAGCGAGAGAUUUAUUUCCCGACAAGGCACACGCGUAUAUCGGACCCUUGACCGUGUUCGUAGGAUUUCUGAGGGGAUCGUGUUCUGUGGCCGACAAGACAGUGUGGUGAAGAAUAGGGGAUACCUAGUCAACCUCGAGAUGGAUGUUCUUCCGAUUCUGCUGUCAUACCCCGGCGUUGAAGCGGCCACUGCAUUCAAGCAUCAAGACAAGCUGGUAGCAGCUGUGACUCCUGAUACUAUUAGCGUCAAAGAGAUGAGAUACCGAUUGUCGCAGUUGCAUGAUCCCUUCGUGGUGCCAGACCAGAUUCUAGCGUACCGUGAACUCCAUAAAACCUCAAAUGGAAAGAUCGAUGCCAACAAACUGAAAGAUCAAAUCAGCUCGCAGCAAAUGGCAGGUUCAUGCAAUACUCACGGCACUCAGGCCACAAUUCUGCAAGAGGCUGUAUGUCACGCCUUGAAUCUGGAUAUCAGUUCCAUCUCGAUGAACUUCAGUUUUUGGGAGCUGGGCGGAAACUCUCUGCUAGCCAUCAAACUGCUUUCCUAUCUGCGAGAAAGGAAUCAAACUCUUCAAUUACAAGACAUUUUCGAGUCACCUUCUUUGCUCGAUUUGUCGGAGAGACUGAAUAGAUGUCCGCCGGAACUUGUCGAUCAAGAAGACAAAGUCGUGCAAUCAUCUCAAGAAGACAGCUCAAUUUCAGCUGCAAUUACAGCAACUCAGAACGGCAUGAUACGGUCUUCUAUCCAGAGAUCACCAACCAGCUAUAUGGUAGUGUCCAUUGAUUUUCCCUGGAGCUCUGACGCAGGCCACGGUCAGCAUAUACGAGAUGUUUGGGGUCACGUCUUGAGAAGACAUAGCAUCUUUCAUACCUCGUUUGAUUUGAUUGAGGGUCUGCAGAUCCUAGAUUCCGAGUCCCACCGCCACCACGACUGGAAGGAAUCGAUACUGCGAAGUGACAGCAUGUGCAAGGCCAAGGAUAUUGCUAUUUCACGCUUGCUGGCGUCAACUCGAGUUGAACACGAUAGUCACAUAUUUAGGCCAGUGAACUCGUUCCGCCUGAUCAUCGAUGAGACGCGAUUGCGAGCUAAUCUCUUGUGGCUUAUUCAUCACAGUCUCAUAGACGGAUAUUCAAUGGGUCUUGUCAUUCAAGAAGUAAGAGCCGUUCUCAGGGGGGAGACCCUGUCUAAUGAUCCACCACAAUUCUUCACUAUUGCAAGCCAAGUAUCACGAGUCGCGGAUCAGACAGGCAAGUCAGGCCGAAGGUUCUGGCAAGAAGCCCUAAACAGAAUUCCGAAUGCCACUCCGCUAACCCUACCAAAGCCGACGCUUCAAGAGUCACUUGAGGAGACACAGCUUGGAGAAGUGCGUGCUAUUGUUGACCUCCCCUUAUCCAGAGUUGAUCGGAUCUGCCGCGUCCAAGGGGUAACGUCGGCCUCAAUGAUAUACGCUGCCUGGGCUCUGCUAUUGAGCUCCUACACCUCUCAAGAACAUGUGUUGUUUGGGACCGUAUUUUCAGGACGACAUAUACCCGUGUCUGGCAUUGACAAAGUGGUAGGCCCUGUGCUAAAUAGUUGUCCUCUUCCAGUGGACCUGUCUGGAUCGACCACCAAGGCCCAGCUGCUGCUCGACAUGCAUAGUUUAUUACUUCGCGUGAGUUCUCAUCAAUGGUCGGCAGCUGAGGCAUUGCAACAAUUAAUGCCAGGAAGUGUUGCCAGGGCUUUCGAAACAAUGUUGUUUCUCGAAUAUGAUCUUUACGAUUUCCCAGAAGACGAUGAAUGGCACUUUGCUCGCACUGAUGCUCCGGAAUUCGAGCUUACUGUUCUGAUUGCACAGGAAAACAAUUGUCUCAACUUCCGCGCGCUCUUUGAUCAGUCCAAGUACACUCGACCAGUGAUCCAGCGUAUGAUGAACCACUUUCGCAAUCUGUUCCUCGGACUGCUCGACCACAAAUGUGACUCCGUCGCCGACGUGCGUGACAAGAUGUUGGAUGCUUGCGAGUCACUGGCCUUAACUACCAACGCUGCAACACUGAUGGCUCCGUAUACUGGCCCGUCCAAUCUCAAAGCUCUCUUUGAGAAUGGCGUGGAUAGAUGGCCGGAUGCAGUGGCAGUUGAAGCUGGAGAUCGCCAAGUCGCGUAUAGGGAGCUGGACCGGCUGACAAACUACGUGGCCAGUGCAGUGGCAGCUCAUGUGCGUCCUGGAAGUGCAGUCGCCGUACUGAGUGACCGCAGCUUAGGUUGGAUCAUUUCUGUGCUCGCAGUCAUCAAGGCUGGUGCGGCAUACGUGCCUCUAGACACAAGUUUGCCCAUUGAGCGUAUGAAGAUUAUGACUAGCACUUCCGAGGCUCAGCUGGUAAUCUUUCCCGAUGACAGAUUCACCGCUUGUUUCGACGGGCAAAAGCUGGUCUUGGGUGAUAUCCUGGCUGGUAUCGGUGAUAGAAUAUGCCCAAGGCAAUCGACGGCACCGAGGCCGGAAGAUGUCGCGUAUAUCACUUUCACCUCUGGGUCGACUGGCGUGCCCAAAGGUGUUCGCAUCAAGCAUCAGUCCGUCGUGUCAUACCUGGCUCACGGACCAGCUCGAAUGGAUGCUAGGCCAGGAAGACGACACGCGCAAAUGUUUUCUCCUGGAUUUGAUGUAAACCAGGCCGAGAUCUUCGGCACUCUUUGCUAUGGAGCUACCCUAGUUCUUGUUGACCCUCUCGAUCCCUUUGCGCAUCUGUCACGGGUUAAUGCAACUAUGAUCACGCCUUCUUUUCUUUCAGUCUGUGAACCAGAGGAUUAUCCAAACCUCGACACAAUCCUUUUCGCCGGCGAGAGUGUUCCGCAGGCACUUGCGGAUCGUUGGGCUGGCAGUAGGACUGUUUAUAACUCCUAUGGACCGUGUGAAUGCACCAUUGGAUGCUUGUUUAAGCAACUUCGGCCAUACGAAGAAGUGACGCUGGGCCAGAGCAUUGACCGCGUCGGAGUCUACAUUCUGGAUUCUCACAACCGCCCAGUGCCAGUUGGAUUACCGGGCGAAAUCUGCCUCAGUGGAAUCCAAAUAGCCGACGGAUAUAUUGGGCCUGAUCUUGAGAUUCUGUCACAGGCUCGGUUUGUAGCAGAUCCGUUUGUCCACGGACAGCGCAUGUAUCGCACGGGCGAUUGCGCCGUCUGGACUGAAGACAGUGAGCCGAAGUUUCUAGGUCGAUUCGACCACCAAGUCAAGGUCAGAGGGUAUCGGGUCGAACUGAUCGAGAUUGAAAAUGUCAUUCGACUGGUGGCUUCAGACGUUCGGCGUGCCGCAGCCAUCGUGAACAACGACAAUAUCAUUGCCUUUGUAGAACCAGACACAGUGGACAUUCGAGCAAUUGAUAAGGCAAUGCGAAGCAAACUGCCAGCCUACACAUGUCCGUCAAUGAUUGUGGCCCUAGAAAAUUUACCAACGAUGCCAAAUCAAAAGCUAGAUCGGCAAGCACUUCACUCAAAGGUUGGUUUGACGUCCGAAAAAGCUCACAGGCCGCUGACCAAGAUCCAAUCCCUUCUGGCGGAGGCAUGGCGAGAAGCACUUGGCCUGAGCAAGAGCGUUGGGAUCAACGCUGACACCGACUUCAUGGAGCUCGGGGGAAAUUCUCUUUCCCAAGUCAAGCUCGCUCAAAUUGUCAGCCGCAUGUUGGGCGACAAAAUACCCUUGAAAAUCUUUAUCUGGAACCCAACUCUGGGUGCCUUGGGAGACAAAAUCGAGGACUGGCAGGAUAAACCAGCAAGUUCGUCCCAUGCGACGGCUUUUAAUAAAGCAUGGAAAACAAUACAGGGCCCAUUUACGCGUGUUUCUCAUCUUGAGGAAGAGUUUUUCCACCUGUCUUCUCUUCAUCCCAGUCAGACAUACAAUGUCGCUAUCAAGUUGCAGCUGACGGGGUCCGUAGAUAUGAAGAGCCUAGAGAAUGCCAUUGACAUUGUAACAUCUCGUGAGGCAAUCCUCAGAAGCCGCUUCUACAUUAGUGACGGCCAGCUUCUCCGAGGCCAGUCCUCCAUUGCACUGGAAGUCACAAAGACGGAUAUGAAGGAAUGGGAGGUGCAAACGUUCAUCAAUCGACCAUUUGAUCUGUCAACCGGUCCAAUGACAAGGAUUAACCUGUCCCAACAUGGCGAGCAGACUGGCAUCAUACUCGUUCAGCAUCAUGCAAUCACGGACAAGACCGGAAUCAAAAUAUUUUUGAACAGUAUUCGGCAGGAAUAUCUGAAACUACUGGGGAGCAGUUCUCCGGGGACUGAGAAGCCCCUAUCACCGGAAUCACCAGAUUACACUGUUUGGGCCCAAUGGAAGGCUGGCCAGCCGCAAUUGUGUGCUCAAGACUCGAACGCAGCAUACUGGAAGUCUCAGCUGUCCGAGCUCCCAGUACCAGCAUGGAAGACGCUUGACCCCAGUAGGAAAACGUUUGAUGGUCGCUCCGAAACUUUCACAUUGAAACGGAGCCUCCGCUGGAACAGCUGCUUAGAGUUGUACAUGGCGGUCGUUGCAAUAGCCCUAUCAAAAGUCCAGCCAGUCGCCAACGAUGUAUUGAUAGGAAUACCGCAUAUCGAUCGCACCGAGCCAGGGACUGAGGACAUGCUUGGUGUGUUUCUAGACCGGCUACCAGUUCGAAUGAAGGUAGCACCAAUCGAGUCCCUCGAGGACUUUCGAGCAUACAUCGAAUCUGCGCGAACCUCGACCAGAAAUGCUCUGGCACAUGCAAUGCCGCUAAAGGAUAUUCGAACUCUAGUGGGAGCAGAUGAGCUUUUCCCUGUGAUGCUGGUGCAUAACAGUCUGGAUGAUUCAAUAGCACAGUCAUUCCAGUUGCCUGGAGUUACCGUUGAUGAUGUUGCGCUUAAGCCUACAGGAGCCAAGUUCCCUUUGUUGAUUGAAUUCACCGAGGGCAAGAAUUGUACUACGUGCGAUUUUGAGUACAUGGAAAACAUUGUCAGUCCAGCAACAGCUGGUGCGCUCCGUCUUUACAUACAACGUAUAAUGUCGAGCUUUGGUUGA